Oryza sativa Japonica Group (Japanese rice) is the source of this 3105-nucleotide messenger RNA. NCBI's taxonomy places the organism in Eukaryota, Viridiplantae, Streptophyta, Magnoliopsida, Poales, Poaceae. The record is from RefSeq and is a predicted model, not a curated record.
CGAAAAGCCUCACCUUACCUGAGCUUAAGCUUAAAUACCACUCUUUGUAAUAAACGACGGUAAAUCGGAUGGAAGUACCCAAGCCACCCCCAAUUCUCCUCCUCGUCGUCGUCCUCCUCCGCCUCCUCACCACGCGCGACGCCCGCCGCCAACCAGUUUUGGUCGCAGGUGGCUGAGGAAGCAGUCUUCGGGUGGCCUUUGCGUGGUUUGCUUCAUCAAUCUCUCCAUCCUAAGGUGAGUGAAAGACUAGUCCCACCUGAUUAUUUGUGGCUUUUGAUGAUCAAUCUGGGUAGUUGGGAAAUGUAGCUGCUGGAAUUGUAGUUACUGAGAUGGACAUGAGCAGUUUACUUCUGUGCGGAUUUGCGUGUACUUCAAUUUGCUCUGAAAUGCUUGAAGAACUAUAUGAUUUAGCUUAUUUUAGAUCUGUACCUAUUAUUAGAUGCUACACUUUACAUGGAAGGAAGACUAUCUCGUGCUAUUUUUGUGCUUGGGAUUUAUAGUUGGCUGUGGUGGAGUACUUGAAUUUUUGAAUUAUUUGUGUUCUUAUCAUAUACAAAAUAUAUGACUAAAGUCAAAGAAAUGUACAGAUUUAAGACCCAAUUUCCUAACGAUAACUGCAUGUCACAACUAAACCUGUACAUAUUUGUCAAUAUGCUCACACACGCCAAUUCAAGGGCCCAAUCCCACACGUCACGUCGUAAUAAAUGAAUUCCAUGCAGUGAUCCCACCAAAAUCUUUACCCAUAGUCCCCAAACUAAAUAACGUGUUGCCUUACGUUAUUAUCCAUAUCCCGCAAACAAAAUGACACUUUCCUAUAUUCUGUCUUCUUCCAACGCUUACCAGUUACCCCUAUACUUGGAAGAAAGGCAUCCCUAACCGUACCAAAGCUCUAACCUCUACUUCAUCACUAAACUCCAAAACUCAAGAUUCAGAGCAAGCUAAGCCUCAAGUUCACUCCAUAUUGGCCCAUUUUUAUGCAAGAGGCCUAUGCAGCUAUCAUGCACAGCCAAGGAUGGUAUUGAUGAAUUACGUUCAUGGGGUGCCAGCAAAAGGAAACGAAUAAAUGGAAGGGCGCAUUUAAUAAACACAUAGCAAAACCAGAUUUACCAAACUAGAUCAAAGUCAAAUGAAUAAAAACAAAUUAGGGAUUCCGUACCAAUAACAGACAUCAGUUUUCGGUAUCUCUUCACACUGAUCUCGCUUAGGAGAGGAGGAGAGUAGUUUGAGAAGGCAGAUUGUUAUGGUAUAAGGCAGGCAUGCACUGCUGUGAACAUUGAUGAUUCAGGCAGCAGUGUUGAAUUUGAGGGAGGGGAUAUGAUGGAAGAGAUAUAAGAACAUGUUGGGGAUCACCAGAUGAGGUUGAUUGAAUUCUUGCUUAUUUCCUCCUCUGCAUUGGAACUGGAUCAAUUUACAAGGGAAUUUUGUUUAUCCUUGAUUUCUUACCAUGUAUAGGAAAUGAUUUCUCUUUAUGAGGCCCCUAACAAUGGAAAAUUAAAGGAUUGUCUAAAUGCUCCCAACAGAUAUGCUUGGAUGCAACUACACAACAUAGUCCUUUAGCAAUCAUCUACGCUGCUGGCCCUGCCAUUUAUGCACCACCUCAUGGGCCAUAGCAUGACAUUCUGCUACUGACUUUUUGUAUAGUCACUGCAUAUGAAGUUUUCCUUAGUGCAUAAAUUUCUAUAUAUUAAUCACCACUUAAGAACUGUGGAUCAUGUAAGCUUUAUUCAACUACCUCCGUCCCAAAUAUAACAACUUCCGGCUAUGAAUCUAGACAAGCACAUGUCCAGAUUCAUAGCUAAAAAUGCUUAAAUUUGGGGAUGGAGGGUAAUACUUAAGCAUGGUACCUGGAUUUUGGAUUAGUGGGCUCUUACGGUCUACCAUGAUGAUGUACUGAUUACUAUGUCUCUGUUUAUCCAUUAAAGUUUGGUUACUUCAUUUCAUUUUUUUUGUUUCAAAUACUUGUAUGUGCUGAUAAGGCUUUACUUCAAUUUAUUAUGUCAUUUUUUAGCAACAACCAGAUUUUCAUCUUUUGUCUGUAUUAGUUCAGUUUAAGUGGUGACUGUUAAUUACAGAGCGAGUUGCUUCUCUUGGUUAUGUGUAUUUGAACGAAAAAUUUAGCUAGUAUAAUCUUUUUCUGAGGGAGCAGUUUUGGGUUGAAAUUGGUCAUUGAGAAAACAUUGCAACUGUUUGAAACUUUGAAUUCAAUUUUACUUUCUCCUUUCUGAUGACACCAAAUGCUGUAGAGCUCUUCCGUACUGAAGGUGUUGCUAGUGAUUCAUAUCUCUGACCCAUUUGGUUCGACCAAACUUCCAAACUGUCUUUUGCAUGGAGUGAAGACAGGCAUUAUGUAAAUUUGAUGUGAUGUUUAUUAGAGAGUAUAUGAUUCUUAUAAGAAAUUAAUGUUUGCUCUUAAUUUUAUUUUCAACUUCCCAAGUGUACACAUAUUAUUCUGAUUCUUUACUCACUUGAGUUUUUUUUUUUCAAACCAGGAUAGGCAACAGAGUGCUUUGCUAAUUGCUAUGGACCGGCAAGUCAGGGGUGACCAUGAAGGGAUCAACGUUGUUGGGUUUGAAGUGCCAACAUCACCAGAUUCAAGCUACAACAACCCUGUUCCUGGAAAUGAAGAUGAAGCUCGAGAGCCCCCAUUGGUUCCUCCUCAUCUGCAGCAUACAUUAUUGAGCUUCCCACCAAGCCAAGAUGAUUCAAGCAGCCUUCCUCCACCUCAAAACGUGGUACUCAACCACCUCUACAUAGAGAAAGAGAACUCUAGAUCCGUCGUCGCCCUGGGGAUUACCCAUCGGUUCAGGGCAAAGUUUGUGACUGUUGUGCUGUACAAGCCCGUACAAAGGCGGUAGGGUGAAACAUUUUGUGUACCUGCAUUCCUGCUUCCAUUUCCUCGUGCAGGGACUAGACACCCACGAGGUUGAACUGCCAAACAAAUAGAAACCCUCCUUGUUGUAGUCCUGAGGAAACAGAGGAACAAUCUAGCUGCCCAUGAAUCUCAAAUGAUUCAACCCUUGUACUUAAUUGGCUGUUGGUUGCGGUGAUUGGUGGUGGUCCAGUUGAAUGUUGGUUUAAUCUUUUCCUGCGUCUUGAACAGUUAAA